AUGAAGUUUGCAAGUAUUGAUAUGUCAAGAAACAAAUUUGAAGGAGAUAUUCCAAAUAUUAUUGGAGGGGUUCAUGCACUAAUAGGACUUAAUCUUUCCAAUAACAAACUCACCGGAUUUAUUCCCCAAUCCAUGGGAAACUUGACAAAUUUAGAAUCUUUGGAUCUCUCAUCAAAUAUGCUCACCAGUGUUAUUGCUGCAGAAUUAUCCAAUUUGAAUUUUCUUGAAUUCUUGGAUCUUUCUAAUAACCAUCUUGUGGGAGAAAUACCCCAAGGAAAACAAUUCAACACAUUUUCAAAUGAUUCAUAUGAGGGAAACUCCGGGUUAUGUGGAUUACCCUUGUUAAAGAAAUGUGGACCUGAACAACAUUCUCCACCUUCACCGACAAGCUUUGGAGUGAAAUGGCUUGUGAUCAUAUUUGGUGGCCAACCUAAGAGAAGAGUGAGAAGAAGAACAAGAGUGAGGAGGACCAAUGGUUCAAACAUGAAUCAGAUGAUACAAAUGUCAUAG
Vicia faba (fava bean) is the source of this 510-nucleotide messenger RNA. The record is from the annotation of a GenBank genome assembly. Lineage: Eukaryota; Viridiplantae; Streptophyta; Magnoliopsida; Fabales; Fabaceae.